AUGAUCCUUUCGACCCGCCUCCCCGGCUCGAUCUUGGACAAGAAGGGUCAACCGUCGGAGAAGACGGCUGUCUUUGCAGUUGCGCUUAACCGGUUGCGCAGACAGGCCCAGCAUGGGUUGGAUCAAAACGACGAUAAACGUCCCCACGUUGACGUCUUCGUGUCAGGAACGCGGGCCCAGACGAGUGUAUCCGGCGGCCCUAUUCGGCCAAAGAUCAGAGAUCAUAAGACGUGA
This is a messenger RNA of Colletotrichum destructivum, 234 nucleotides long. RefSeq lists its product as uncharacterized. The coding region runs from base 1 to 234 and encodes 77 amino acids. NCBI's taxonomy places the organism in Eukaryota, Fungi, Ascomycota, Sordariomycetes, Glomerellales, Glomerellaceae. The record is from RefSeq and is a predicted model, not a curated record. The transcript is spliced from 2 exons.